Equus caballus (horse) is the source of this 1232-nucleotide messenger RNA. It is a transcript of the gene SPATS1, whose product is annotated as spermatogenesis associated serine rich 1. NCBI's taxonomy places the organism in Eukaryota, Metazoa, Chordata, Mammalia, Perissodactyla, Equidae. The record is from RefSeq and is a predicted model, not a curated record.
GAAGAACCACAACUCUUUAAAAAAAAAUCCAGAAACAUGAAGCAGUUUUUCCAGCGGUCCUUGCCCACAACGCCCCGCCAUGGCUGGAGCCUCUAGUUCUGCCCCUUCAGAAGACUCCAUCAGUAUUUAAAAUCAACACGUGAUUAGAUGAGUCCAUGUACACGGGGAACGGUCCACGGGGCUGCCGUGUCCCCUCCAUCUCAAGAGUGACCUGCUGCACAGAGCUGGAGAAGGCUCCAGAGAAGGGAGACUCUGGCAUGACCAUGGCGGAGAGGAGAUACAGUACUAAACACAAUGAUUUUCUGGGAUCUAACGGAUGCUUUGCCAACACACCAUCCUCUGGCAGAAGCGUCAGCCCCUCGUCUUCUGUUGAAACAGGUCUGGGUGUCAGUGAGCCCCCAGGCCCCUGCAGAGUGUCUGUUCACCUAGAGCGUGCUGCAGAUUUAGCUCAGAAAUCCUCCUCCUCACAUUCUGAUCACUCAUCUGAAACCUCAUUGCCUAAAAUCCAAAACGAUAAAUAUCCUGAGGAAUUCAGCCUGCUUAAGUUGCAAACAAAAGAUGGGCAGCGUCCUGAGUGGACAUUUUACCCGAGGUUUAGCAGCAAUAUCCACACCUAUCAUGUCGGAAAGCAGUGCUUGUUUAACGGGGUCUUCCUCAGCAACAGGCGGUCUGUGUCAGAGAGGACAGUGGACAAGUGCUUUGGGAGGAAGAAAUAUGAUAUUGAUCCCAGGAAUGGAAUCCCAAAGUUAACUCCUGGAGAUAAUCCAUAUAUGUACCCAGAACAGAGUAAAGACUUCCACAAAGCAGGAUCAACUCUCCCACCUGUGAAUUUUUCACUAGUGCCUUAUGAAAAGAAAUUUGAUACAUUUAUUCCACUUGAGCCUCUUCCACAAAUUCCCAAUUUGCCUUUCUGGGUGAAGGAGAAGGCCAACAGACUGAAGAAUGAGAUAAGAGAAGUUGAGGAGCUUGACAAUUGGCAGCCAGCGUUCCCCUCGAUACACAGUUUACUCACUGCUGGUUCUUUGGACUUUACAAGACAAUCCUGAGCCAGAAACAGGCCCACAAAGCAUGCGCUGACUGUCCUCUGGAGAGCCUCUUCCAGCUGAUUGCUUCUGUCAGGGGGACUGUUUUAAAUCUAAUGCCUCACUGUGAUGAGGAGUCACUGUACUUUGCUUUUGUUAACUUUGUAUUUGGAAAACUUUCAACAUUACAGAUAAGUUGCAAGAAUCGUA